AUGUCGGUCUACGCGACGCCACCAGCCGACGGUGCUUUCUACAGUGACCUCUGGUGCGCAGGCGCAAACACAGAGACGGAGCUGUUUCUGUCCAUAGAGGCCACCUCCACGGGGUCUCCGACAGGUCGAGCGACUUCGACGGCAACGAAUACGUCAGCAGCCGCAGAUUCGGGGUCGAACUCGGGAUCGAGCAAGGCGUGGAUAGCCGGCGUGGUCAUCGGUCCACUGGCCGGCAUCGCAUUGGGCGUGCUGGUGUUCUUCAUGCUCAGGAGGCGGUGGAAGAAGAAGCAUGAUGCCACCACGGCCGCUGCUACUGCGCCCGGCGCUCAGAAUGGUGACGGUUACGGAAUGCAACAAGACUGGUCCAAGACGCAGACUCCCUCUGGGUAUUCUCACCAGCAAUGGCAGACAAGUCCUCACCCCCCUCCUUUGGAGCUGGACACGAAUCGGUUCGCGGGACCGCCUAGAGAAAUGGAUACUGCGAAUGCCACGGCAAGCGAGUUGGAUGCGGAACAGGUACCAAGGAGAUGA
Messenger RNA from Colletotrichum karsti, 531 nucleotides. RefSeq lists its product as uncharacterized. Lineage: Eukaryota; Fungi; Ascomycota; Sordariomycetes; Glomerellales; Glomerellaceae. The record is from RefSeq and is a predicted model, not a curated record. Bases 1 to 531 code for a protein of 176 amino acids. The transcript is spliced from 2 exons.